Messenger RNA from Solanum lycopersicum (tomato), 3890 nucleotides. Its product is annotated as pentatricopeptide repeat-containing protein At4g39530. Gene Ontology annotation, biological process: RNA modification. The record is from RefSeq and is a predicted model, not a curated record. Gene Ontology annotation, molecular function: RNA binding; protein binding. NCBI's taxonomy places the organism in Eukaryota, Viridiplantae, Streptophyta, Magnoliopsida, Solanales, Solanaceae. Gene Ontology annotation, cellular component: intracellular membrane-bounded organelle.
UGUAUAACUUUAGAUAAAUGUCCUUUUAAAGUUUAUCUUUUUAAUAUUUCACUAAACUGCUAAUACGAAAUGUUUUGUACGUCAAGUCAAACGCUGCUUUAAACAAUAACUCCAUAUAAAUAUGCAUCAACUUUGAAUUUUCAGCUCAAACAAAUGAGUAAACUCUGCAAACUUGGCUGCAAAUUUGAACCAAAAUCCCUCAAAAAUGGUGUAACUCAAUCUUGUUUCAGAUUCUUAACAGUUUCAUCAUCUUUACAUCAUCGCUCCGAAGAAGAAAACUAUACUAUUAUUCGUCGUAAUAGACGAACCCAACGCCAUUAUUUAAGCAAAUUAUUAUUCACAUUAUCUACAACCCAUUGUAAAGAAAUCCACACCCAAGUGAUUCUUUGUGGAUUUGAAAACAACCCUUUUCUUAACAACAUCUUGAUUCAAUCGUAUUCGAUUCGGGGGUGUUUGGAUUAUGCACGCAAAGUGUUUGAUAAAAUGCCUAAAAGGGAUAUGAUUUCUUGGUCUUCUGUUAUUACUAUGUAUACCCAAAAUGGGGUUUAUGAUGAAUCACUGUCGCUUUUUGCUGAGUUGAGGAGAAGUUGUAAAGAGGGAGGGCCAAAUGAGUUUGUUUUGGCUAGUGUUGUUAGUUGUUGUGGAAGGUUAGGUAGUAUUGUGAAAGGUGAGGAAUUGCAUUGUUUUGUGGUGAAAGCUGGUUUUGAUCAGUUUGUGUAUGUAGGGACGUCUUUGAUUGAUUUUUACUCGAAGGGUAGAGAUGUAGGGUCAGCGAGGCGAGUUUUUGAUGAUUUGGUGGUGAAGAGUACGGCUACUUGGACUGCGAUUAUUGCAGCGUGUGUGAAUGUGGGGAAGAGUGAAAUUUCAUUGCAGCUAUUGAGGAAUAUGUUGGAGACUGAUGUUGCACCUGAUAAUUAUGUGGUUUCGAGUAUCUUGGGUGCUUGCUCGUCGCUUGAGUAUAUUAAAGGAGGAAAGGAAAUUCAUGGUUAUGUGCUUAGACGGGGAGCGGAGAUGGAUGUUACGGUGAGUAAUGUGCUUAUUGAUUUCUAUAUGAAGUGUGGUAAUGUAAAGACUGCAAGGUCAGUUUUUGAUAGAAUGGAAGUUAAAAACGCUAUUUCUUGGACAACGAUGAUCUCUGGAUACAUGCAGAAUUCUUCUGACUGGGAAGCCAUAAGCAUGUUUAGAGACUUGAACGGUUUGGGUUGGAUUCUAGAUAGAUUUGCUUGUAGUAGUGUACUUAUUUCUUGUGGGUCAGUUGAAGCUUUAGAGCUGGGAAGACAAGUGCAUGCUUAUACCGUGAAAGCUAAUGUUGAUUCUGAUGAAUAUGUGAAGAAUAGCUUGAUUGAUAUGUACGCGAAAUGUAAUUCAUUUGGUGACGCAAGGAAGGUUUUUGACAUUAUGGGUGAUCAUGACGUAAUCUCUUACAAUGCUGUAAUUGAGGGUUGUUUAACGCAGAAUAGGCUAUAUGAAGCUUUUGAUCUAUUUGCUGAAAUGAGAGAGAAUCUGAUUCCUCCAAGCCUUUUGACUUUUGUUAGCUUGCUCGGUGCAUCAGCUUCGCUUUUCUCCUUGGAGUUAAGUAAGCAACUUCACGGUCUUACCAUAAAAUUUGGUUUUUCUGCUGACAUGUUUGUUUGUAGCAUCCUAGUAGAUGUUUACUCGAAAUGUUUGUCUAUUGGAUAUGCGAGGCAAGUAUUCAAUGAAAUGAAUGAAAAGGAUAUUGUUGUAUGGAAUUCUAUGUUGUUUGGGUACAUACAACAGUGUGAAAAUGAAGAGGCUCUAAAGCUCUUCCUACUAUUGCGGCAGUCUUUGCAAAAGCCAAACACGUUGACUUUUGUUGCCCUCAUUGCUGCAUCUAGUAACCUAGUAAGUCUGCUUCAUGGUCUCCAGUUUCAUAACCAGAUUGUAAAACUCGGCCUAGAUUUUGAUCUGCAUGUUACAAAUGCACUCGUCGAUAUGUACUCUAAGUGUGGUAGCUUGGAAGAAGCACGUAAGAUGUUUAAUUCCACUAUCCAGAGAGAUGUCGCGUGUUGGAAUUCUAUGAUAUCCACUUAUGCACAGCACGGAGAAGCAAAGGAAGCUCUUAAUAUGUUUGAGAAAAUGAUAAAAGAUGGAUUGAAACCCAACAAUGUCACCUUUGUUGGAGUACUUUCAGCAUGUAGCCAUGUUGGUCUUGUAAAAGAAGGAUUUCGUCACUUCUAUUCCAUGGCCGGGUACGGUAUUGAACCAGAAAUGGAGCAUUAUGUUUGCAUGGUGUCUCUCUUGGGUCGAGCUGGUAAACUGGUCGAAGCAACGGAACUCAUUGAAACAAUGCCAAUUCCACCGGCCGCCAUUGUCUGGAGGAGUUUGCUUAGCGCGUGUAGAGAAGCUGGUCAUAUAGACCUGGGUAAAUAUGCAGCAUCAAUGGCGAUAUCAAUAGAUCCAAAAGACAGUGGAUCAUAUAUCCUACUUUCAAAUAUUUUUGCAUCUAAAGACAUGUGGAUCAAUGUCAAAAAGUUAAGAGAGAAAAUGGAUAGCAGUGGCGUAGUGAAAGAAAAAGGGUGUAGUUGGAUAGAAAUAAACAAUGAGGUUCAUUUGUUUAUUGCAAGAGACCGAAGUCAUCACCAAACUGAUUUGAUAUAUUCAUUUUUGGAACUUCUGAUUCGGAAUAUGAAAGGGAUCGGAUAUGUUCAUGAGGAUACUACCUUCUCAAAUGAGUAAAAUCUCUAUGUCAUUUUUGCCGUGAUAUGCUAUUAUCAAGAACACACUGAGCUAGGCGGUCGUAGAUGCCCAAAAUGACAAUUAGAAGUUUCUUCUUUGAUUUGGCAGUGGAGUUUUAUCCAAUCAGACCAGGUACAAAACUGAAACUGUGGAACAAUAUGACCUCUUGCUACAAGGUUUUUGCUCUGGAUGGAAGAUAUGCAAGCAUAAGGUGUGAUACACCAGAUGGAAUCUUGCCGAAUAUGAUCGAUCGGGAGAGUAUUUAUUGUGUGCUGUGUUGCUAAUAUGUUAGGGAUGUGUGUCCUUGUGCAGUUUGGGAUAUAUGUGUCAAUUCAUACCUGUUGCUUGCAGUUUUGUGGAUAAUCACUACAUGCAUGAUCAUCGUGACUGAGAACGUGCAAACCGUGUUUGUGAAGCCCCACAAACAAAUAUACCCUUGUGUGUGAAGACAACUACCUCAAAUUCUGAUUACUCGACAGAUUAUUGGGAAUCCUAAAUUUCAUUUGCCAGAAGGGAAUGCAUCCUUCGCACCAAGACACGAGGUGGUGGUUGCAUGUAGACUCAAUGGUUACACACAAUUGUGCUCAAAUCCAAUUUCCUGGUGUCGUCCUUCCAAACAGGUUCUCAAUGAAAAGCAAGAAUACGAGCGAUGACACUAUGAAGUAGCUAUACAUGGACCAUCAUUGUCAAUAUGCAGCAAAAUUCUUGCUUAAAUAGAUACACUUGGCAUUGUGUAAAUCUUCUCAAGAGUUGACACUUGGAAAGAUAGCCAUUAUUGGUAAGUCCUUUUUAACUUUUUGAAUCUACCAAAUAAUGCUUUAAAAGGUAUUGUUUCUAAGUUUUGAUUCAUCACCUAUUUUAGAAGGUAAUGGAGUAAUAUAUGUUUCUAUCGAAGGUUGUGACGAAAUGAAUUAAAAAAAUAAUUCGGUUGUAUGUUCGAGUUUUGAAAAAGGAGUAGACCUACUUUUAAGCUACGAAGAAGUUUAAUAGUUUUGAUUCAGGUCUUAUACUUAUACAGUAUGAAUCUGAAUUAAUCGAUCCAAAAUAGGUCUAGAUAUUAAAUGGAAUAAACCAAAAAAGUACUAUGACUAUCAUCUCCUUUUGUAUAGUAGGUUGCUAAUUAUUUCAAUUACACUUUUCAAACUUUUUGAUUUAAUUACAAGAUAUGUUUUUAAUUAUAAUUUACAAUUGUA